This is a messenger RNA of Hydra vulgaris (swiftwater hydra), 1618 nucleotides long. RefSeq names its product 2-(3-amino-3-carboxypropyl)histidine synthase subunit 2. The record is from RefSeq and is a predicted model, not a curated record. Gene Ontology annotation, molecular function: 2-(3-amino-3-carboxypropyl)histidine synthase activity. NCBI's taxonomy places the organism in Eukaryota, Metazoa, Cnidaria, Hydrozoa, Anthoathecata, Hydridae. Gene Ontology annotation, biological process: protein histidyl modification to diphthamide.
AUUUGAUUUUAGAUUUCAUAAUGUUAAAAAGUAUUUAAGAUGGCUGAAUUAAAAGUAGCUUUUAGUCCAGAUGAUUCAAAAAUUUUCGAGCAAACAACCCAAGUUUCAACUGUAGAUAUAGACGAUCCUGUUUCUUAUUUUGAAAUAUAUGAAUCAGUCCAAUUUAUCAAGGAUGGAAAUUUCAAAAGAGUAGCACUACAGUUUCCUGAUGAGUUGCUUAAAUAUGCAAAGUUUAUUGUAAGUAAAAUAGAGGAGCUAACAUUUAACAAAGAAGAGGUAACAUCCAACAAAGAAAAGAUAACAUCCAACAAAGAAGAGGUAACAUCCAACAAAGAAGAGGUAACAUCCAACAAAUUCUAUGUACUUGCUGAUACCUCUUAUGGCAAUUGUUGCGUUGACGAAGUUGCUGCUUCUCAUAUACAAGCGGAUGCUAUAAUUCACUAUGGGCAUUCAUGUUUAAGUGUCACAGAGAAAACUCCAACUUUUUAUGUGUUUGGAAGGUCAAAAUUGAAUCUUGAUGAUUUUUCUUUAUGUACAAAUAAAUUGUUUACUGAAAACAAAGUGCUUUUGUUAUAUGAUGUUAAAUAUUACCAUUAUGUUGAAGUAAUAAAAGAUUUGUUAAAAAAAUUUGAGCAAACAAUUGAUAUUGCUCACCUAGUUAUAUACAAAAAAAAAAGUGAAAGUGCAUCUCCAGCCUGCCUUAACUCAUUCACUUUUCUUGGUCGUCAAUUUAACUUAAAGUUUGAUUUAUUGGUUUAUAAAAUUCUAUUCAUUGGUGAAGAGGGUCUUACUUUACGUAAUUUAAUGAUGAGGUUUAACAAAAACCAAUUUUAUGUGUACAAUCCAAGUUUAUUAUCGCUCACUUUACAACAAGUAAACAUAAACAAAUCACUCAUGAAAAGGUUUUAUCUCAUUCAAAAGGCCAAAGAUGCUCAAAUUGUUGGAAUCGUUAUGGGAACUCUAGGUAUUGAAAAAUAUAAAGAAAUUGUUCAGCGUCUUAAAAAAGUUUUAAAGCAUGCAGGAAAAAAGUAUUACACGUUUAUUAUGGGUAAACUAAAUGUGGCGAAGAUGGCAAAUUUUAUGGAAAUUGACAUUUUUGUGCUUGUUGCUUGCCCUGAAAACAGCCUUAUCGAUUCUAAAGAAUAUUUCAAACCAAUAAUCACUCCAUUUGAACUCGAAAUCGCAUGCUUAAAUAGUCGAGAAUGGAAUGGCGAGUAUUUAACAGAUUUUUGUGAACUACUUGAGGGAGGACUUUCAUACUUAGAUAUUAAAGAUGAUGAUGGUUUUGUUGAACCAGAAUAUUCCUUAAUUACUGGACAGCUUCGAAGUGGUGUUAAUAAAAUAGAAAAUAACUUUGAUAGUUCAAAUGAAAUAGCAUUAAUAAACGAAAACAAUAAGCUAGUUGCACACAAUAUAACCAAUGCCAGUGAUUUUUUGCUGAGACGAACAUGGCAGGGUUUGCAAAUUAACUCAAAUUAUACUGAAGUUCAUAAAGCUGUUGACGGUAGGGCCGGAAUAGCAAGCGAUUAUUUGAACGAGUUGGAAUACAAAAAUUGAAUUUAUAGGAUUUAACUUAAUACAUUUUUUUUUUAAUAACAAUUUCACUUGGUAAUUUUAA